AUCUCCAACCUCCACCAUCCAGCUCCACACACAGCAAUAUAAAUCAUCCACUUCUACUCCGCCCAUCUCUCUCCCAACCUCAUCAAUCUACCCAAAAUUCCCCACUCCAUCCACAAUCCCUAAACGAAAUGCCCACCCUCCUCCAAACCCUCCUCCCCUGCCUCUCCCCCCGCCGCCGUCGUACCACCAGCCCCCUAACCUACACCCCCGACAUCAAACUCUCCACCGACCCCGCGCCCGAAGACGAGGCGAUGGCAUCCCGCCUCCUCACCACCCUCCUCCGCGCCGAGAAACCCGGCAAAACCCUGCAGGAGUCCCUCCAGCACGACCUAGACCUUACCGGCGAGGUGCGCACGCAGGGCUGGUACGAGACCGUCGCCGCCAAACUGCUCGCGGGGAUGGAGCGGGCAAUCGAGGAUGGCAAAGCCAUCGGCGGGGCUGUGGGUGAAGUACUCACCCACGCCCGCACCUUCGCCGCGGACUUCAUCCGCGAGCAUCCCGUCUACACGGCCGUCAUCGUGACUAUCGUGGCGUUGGGCGUCUUGUAUCUGCUCUGGCCGUGGGUUGUUAGCGCGCUGGGGUUUGGAGAGGCGGGCCCGGUUGCUGGGUCCUGGGCUGCGCGGUUCCAGGCGAUGUAUGGGCCGGAAGUGCCGGCGGGGAGUUUGUUCUCGGCGCUGCAGAGGUUGGGGAUGGUGAUGGGCAAGGGGGCAGUGGUGGCGAUGCUCUGAUUUGAGGAGCUUUCUGGAGGGUUUCAGCUGGACAUCGAGAUAGCUGCUAUGAAGGUAGUGAAGGGAGUUUUCUUGGCUCUACAGUAUGCCGAGUCGGCCAACGGCCAGAUGGUAUGGUGCUGGGAAAGUUACCCUACGGUAGAAGACUCUUGAGCUCUGCUACAUCUAUAGGCUCUUGCAUGUCCCAGAUCGAGGCAUUUGCACGUGGUUCUUGGGGGUACAUACUCACAAAAGACACCCUAGGGGGCUUCUCAUUUGGUUAACAUGAAUGUAAAGGUUGUGACAUCGUAU
Mytilinidion resinicola is the source of this 1019-nucleotide messenger RNA. RefSeq lists its product as uncharacterized. Bases 129 to 728 code for a protein of 199 amino acids. NCBI's taxonomy places the organism in Eukaryota, Fungi, Ascomycota, Dothideomycetes, Mytilinidiales, Mytilinidiaceae. Gene Ontology annotation, cellular component: membrane. The record is from RefSeq and is a predicted model, not a curated record. The transcript is spliced from 3 exons.